CAUUUUCCCUCUAUGAUGUUUCAGUUGAAGUUAGUGGAUAAAAACUCCAAAGAAGCAGAAUUUGCUAAAAGUGCCUUGUUCUCAAAGCAUGCAGAGAUGAAAGACUGGCCUGAGGAUCACAGCUUCCAGUUCUUCAAGUUAGAAAUUGAGAAUAUAUUCUUGAUUGAUUGGUUUGGCGGUCCAAAGCCUCUCACAUUGGAUCAGUACCUGCAUACUAGCUUGUGA
Messenger RNA from Quercus lobata, 225 nucleotides. RefSeq names its product protein CREG1-like. Bases 13 to 225 code for a protein of 70 amino acids. The record is from RefSeq and is a predicted model, not a curated record. The transcript is spliced from 2 exons. Lineage: Eukaryota; Viridiplantae; Streptophyta; Magnoliopsida; Fagales; Fagaceae.